Geodia barretti is the source of this 1302-nucleotide messenger RNA. Lineage: Eukaryota; Metazoa; Porifera; Demospongiae; Tetractinellida; Geodiidae. The record is from the annotation of a GenBank genome assembly.
AUGCUACCUCAGUCUCCGCGCGCCGAACGCCGGCUCCUUGGCACCUUCGGCGGUGUCUUCACCCCCAGUGUCCUCACGAUUCUCGGCAUCAUCCUGUUCCGGCGUCUGGGCUACGUCGUCGGUGCCGCGGGUCUGCUGCCGGCGCUGGGGAUGCUGGCGCUGGCCACCGCGAUCUCGGUGAACACCAGCAUGUCGCUCUCGGCGAUCGCGACCAACCGCAAGGUCGGCGGCGGCGGCGACUACUACCUGAUCUCGCGCAGUCUGGGGGUCGAGUAUGGCGGUGCGCUCGGCGUGCUGCUGUUUCUGGCCCAGGCCGUGUCGGUCGCCUUCUACUGUGUGGGGUUCGGCGAGGCGGUGGCAGCCAUCGCCGGCGGCUCCGAUCUGCUCGUGCGCGUGACUGCGUCGAUCGCGGCGGUCGCGCUGUUCGCGCUGGCCUAUGCCGGGGCCGACCUGGCCACGCGUCUGCAGUACGUGAUCAUGGCGCUGCUGGUCGCCGCACUGGCCUCGUUCUUCCUCGGGGCCCAUGCCGCCUGGGACCCGGACCUGCUGCGAUCGAGUCUGCUACCGCGGCCGGAUGCCGAACCGCAGCCGUUUCUGGCUGCUGUUCGCCAUUUUCUUUCCCGCGGUAACCGGCUUCACGCAGGGCGUGAGCAUGUCCGGCGACCUCAGGGACGCGUCGCGCAGUCUCCCGCGCGGGACGUUUCUGGCGGUGGGACUGUCGACCGUGAUCUACGGGGCGGCGAUAGUCAUGUUCGCGGCCGCCCGGCCGCUAGCCGAUCUGGCCGCCGACUACGAGGGCAUGUCGCGCGUGGCCGCAGUGCCUGGUUGAUGUUCGCCGCGGCGUGUGGCGGCCACCCUCUCGUCGGCCCUGGCGUCGUUUCUCGGUGCGCCGAGGAUUCUCCAGGCGCUCGCCAGCGACAACUGUUCAAGGGACUGGGGCCGUUCGCGGUCGUCGACGCGCGCACCGGCAACCCGCGCCGGGCGGUCAUCCUGACCGGGAUCAUCGCGAUGGCGACCAUUGCCGCCGGCGACCUGAACGCCAUCGCUUCGGUCGUGUCGAUGUUCUUCCUGACUUCCUACGGGUUGCUGAACUACGCCAAGUACGUGGAAGCGCACGGCGCCGGACCGUCGUUCCGGCCGCGGUUCCGGUUCUACGACGCACGGGCCAGCCUGCUGGGCACGUGCCUGUGCGGCAUCGUGAUGCCUGCUGAUGGACCCGAUGGCGACCGCCGUCGCGGUGGCGCUGUUGUUCGCCGGAUACCAGUACCUGCGCUGGACGGCGGUCCCCACGCGCUGGCGUGA